UUGUAUUUCAUUGCUUGUGCAGUUGACUCCUCACACGGCUGCUUAACAACCUGAAACGAACUUGGGUUCUGCAGGUCUCCAGCUCUUUGGCAUCUUUCUGGCAUCCAUCGGCUUUCUGGGAGACAUCAUCAUCUGUGCCCUGCCGAUGUGGAAGGUGUCUGCUUUUAUUGGGAACAACAUUGUGACAGCACAGAUCUUCUGGGAAGGCCUGUGGAUGAAUUGCGUGAUGCAGAGCACCGGACAGAUGCAGUGCAAGGUCUACGACUCCAUGCUGGCUCUGCCCCAGGACCUGCAGGCGGCGAGGGCCUUAGUUGUGAUCUCCAUCCUGAUCAUCUUCAUGGGAAUCCUGCUUGCUGUCGCAGGAGGAAAGUGCACCAACUGCAUUGAAGAUGAAGUGGCCAAAAGCAAGGUGGCCAUUGUUGCGGGGGUGUUCUUCAUCGUCGGUGGUAUCCUGUGCCUGAUCCCUGUGUCCUGGUCUGCUAACGAGGUCAUCAGGAACUUCUACAACCCCACCAUGAUCGACGCGCAGAGGCGGGAGCUCGGCGCGUCGCUGUUCAUCGGUUGGGGAUCAGCAGGACUCCUACUCAUUGGAGGUGCCCUUAUGUGCUGUCAGUGUCAGCAGCGUAAGGAUAGCAGAUACUCUGUCAAAUAUUCUGCCCCACGUUCAGCAGCCAGUGGAGGGGCCUAUGUUUAAAAUGCCUGCAUGUAGUCUUAAAGUCUACAUAUCUUAGUCUGGCAAACUGGACUGAAUUUUUCCUUUUUUUUUUUAAGUCCUGUUUUAUCGUCUUGUCUUUAUAUCAAGUAUUCUACUUUUAAAUAAAUUUAAACUUCAUAAUCAC
This is a messenger RNA of Morone saxatilis (striped sea-bass), 839 nucleotides long. Its product is annotated as claudin-like protein ZF-A89. Bases 146 to 694 code for a protein of 182 amino acids. Gene Ontology annotation, molecular function: structural molecule activity. Gene Ontology annotation, biological process: bicellular tight junction assembly; cell adhesion. The transcript has a single exon. The record is from RefSeq and is a predicted model, not a curated record. Lineage: Eukaryota; Metazoa; Chordata; Actinopteri; Moronidae. Gene Ontology annotation, cellular component: bicellular tight junction; plasma membrane.